Messenger RNA from Gekko japonicus, 3731 nucleotides. It is a transcript of the gene MAN2B1, whose product is annotated as mannosidase, alpha, class 2B, member 1. The record is from RefSeq and is a predicted model, not a curated record. Gene Ontology annotation, biological process: mannose metabolic process. Gene Ontology annotation, cellular component: lysosome. Lineage: Eukaryota; Metazoa; Chordata; Lepidosauria; Squamata; Gekkonidae. Gene Ontology annotation, molecular function: alpha-mannosidase activity; carbohydrate binding. The transcript is spliced from 26 exons. The coding region runs from base 38 to 3094 and encodes 1018 amino acids.
UGGCAACUGGUGGUGGGGCUGCAGUGGGGUAGUAGCGAUGGAGUUUCCGGUGGUAUGGGGACUGCUCUUUGGAGCAGCGCUACUGUGUGGGGGUGAGGCAGCCUGUGGUUAUCAGUCCUGCCCUGUGACCAAACCCAACAUGCUCAAUGUCCAUCUUAUCCCGCACACACAUGAUGAUGUGGGCUGGCUGAAGACGGUGGAUCAGUAUUUCUUUGGAGUUCGUAAUGACAUCCAGCACGCUGGGGUGGAGUACAUCCUUGACUCGGUCAUUCCUGAGCUGUUGGCUGACCCCAGCAAACGUUUCAUCUAUGUUGAAGUGGUGUUCUUUGCCCGCUGGUGGGGGCUGCAGACAGAAGCCACCCGCCAGGCUGUGCAGCAGCUUGUUGCCGAGGGGCGCUUGGAGUUUGUGAAUGGCGGCUGGUGCAUGAAUGACGAGGCAGCUGUACACUACUCGUCUGUCAUUGAUCAGAUGAGCCUUGGCCUCCACUUCCUGAAAGAGACAUUUGGCGAGUGCGGCCGGCCCCGGGUGGCCUGGCACAUUGACCCUUUUGGGCACAGCCGGGAGCAGGCGUCGCUGUUUGCACAGAUGGGCUAUGAUGGUUUCUUUCUGGGCCGCAUCGACUAUCAGGACAAGGCCCGGCGCGAGGCAGUGCGGGAGAUGGAGCAGCUGUGGCGUGCGAGCGGGAGUCUAGAACCUCCAGUUGCUGACCUCUUCACUGGUGUCCUACCAAAUGGCUACAAUCCUCCGAUGUCUCUCUGCUGGGAUCAGUCCUGCUCUGAUGACCCCAUUGUGGACGACGACAGCGAUGAAAACAAUGUUCAGAAUCUAGUGGCCUAUUUCCUAGGGGUUGCAUCUGCCCAGUCCAAGCACUAUCGCACCAAUCAUAUUGUCAUGACAAUGGGCUCUGAUUUCCAGUAUGAGAAUGCCCUCCUCUGGUACAAGAACAUGGACAAGCUUAUCAAGCACGUCAAUGCGCAGCAACUCCAUGGGAGCCACGUCCAUGUUCUCUACUCUACCCCAAGCUGCUACUUGUGGGAGCUGAAUCAGGCCAACCUGUCCUGGUCUGUGAAAUAUGAUGACUUCUUUCCGUAUGCUGAUGGCCCCCACCAGUUCUGGACAGGCUACUUCACCAGCCGGCCAGCUCUGAAACGCUAUGAGCGGCUCAGCAACAAUUUUCUACAGGUCUGCAACCAGCUAGAGGUGCUGGCUGGCAAACGCGCUAACGUGGGGCCUUACGGCAAUUCCAGUAGUUAUGAGCUGCGCAAGGCCAUGGGAGUUGCUCAGCACCACGAUGCAGUGAGCGGCACAGCAAAGCAGCAUGUGACCAACGAUUACGCCAAACAGCUGUCAGUUGGUUGGGAUGCCUGCCAGGUUGUGAUCAGUAAUGCCCUGGCCAGUAUUGGUGGCAGCAAGGAGAACUUCAUGUUUUGCACAUAUCUCAACAUCAGUAUCUGCCCACUGACUGAAGCUGCCCAUACAUUUGUGGUGGUUGUCUACAACCCGCUUCCACGCCUCGUGAACCAGAAUAUCCGACUGCCAGUGAAUGGAAACCAUUAUUCAGUGACAGCUCCAGAUGGCCAGGCGGUUCUGAAUGAGGUCAUCCCUGUAUCGAGCUUCACUCAGAAGGUGCGGCGUGAUCGAGGCAAUGCUAUCAAUGAGCUGGUAUUCCAGGCAUCUUCUCCUCCAGUGGGCUAUAGUUCUUACACCAUAUCCAAAGUGCCUGGCAGGAACCAAGCUCACUCCAAGCUGCUGAAGAGGCUGUAUGAGCCAGCCCCGCCUGCAAAGGGAAUUCAGAAUGAGCAUCUGCGGGUCUUGUUCGAUCCCAAAACAGGCCUUCUGAAGGAGAUUCAGAACCUGGACAAGAGCAUAUCGCUACCAGUUUCUCAAAACUUCUUUUGGUACAAUGCCAGUGCUGGAAACGAUGACAAUGAACAGGCGUCUGGGGCCUACAUCUUCCGUCCCAACAAUUCCAAAGCCUUUCCCAUUAGCCAGGGAGUCCACUCUUACCAGGUGAAGACCCAAGUGGUACAGGAGGUGUACCAGAAUUUCUCCAGCUGGUGCUCCCAAGUGGUACGGCUCUAUGCUGGGCAACCGUAUGUCGAACUUGAGUGGACAGUAGGACCCAUCCCAAUCAGAGAUGGCCUUGGCAAGGAGAUCAUCAGUCGCUUCAGUACAAACCUGCAGACCGAUGGGCGUUUCUACACGGACUCCAAUGGGCGUGAGAUUCUAGAGAGAAGGCGGGAUUACAGGGCCACGUGGAACCUGAGCCAGACUGAGCCAGUGGCUGGCAACUACUACCCUGUGAACAGCCGUAUCUACAUCAAGGACCAGAAGGUUCAGCUAACAGUACUGACGGACCGUUCUCAGGGAGGCAGCAGCACAGCUGAUGGCUCUCUUGAGCUCAUGGUACAUCGGCGGCUGCUGUAUGAUGACAGCCGGGGUGUAGGGGAGCCCCUGCUGGAACCUGGUGUUUACCAUGACGGGCUUGUGGUCCGGGGACGCCACCUUAUCCUUCUAGACACGGCAGAGUCCUCCGCUGAGCAACAUCGGCUGCUGGCCCAGCAGGAGUUCAUGGCCCCCCAGCUAGUGCUGGCACCUGGUGGAGGACCUCCAUACCAGCCUGGCCAGCGCAGCCUCAAGCAGAACAUGUUCUCUUCCUUCACCAUUGUCACCGUGCAGGAGAUGAAUUUGGCUGCCAACCAGAAGCAAGAGGACAUGAGAAGGCUCAUCUGGCAGUCAGAUGCAGCUUAUCAGCUAGUGGCCUUCAAAUUGCCAACAGCCUUGUCUAUAUCCUCAGGCACUACUAAUCAAAACAGUCAAGUGCCAUGGGAGCGAGGGGAGAGUGCUAACAGCUCCAUGCCUGUCACCGUUAACUUGAUGAACUUGUUCUCUUCCUUCACCAUUGUCACCGUGCAGGAGAUGAAUUUGGCUGCCAACCAGAAGCAAGAGGACAUGAGAAGGCUCAUCUGGCAGUCAGAUGCAGGCACAGCAAGGUACCGGUCAAGCAGUAAGCUGGAUCCAGCAAGGAUCACACUACAGCCCAUGGAGAUUCGGACCUUCCUGGUUCAAAUACAGCAAGAGUUCCACAGAUGAAAUUAACACUCUCCCUCAGAUUCUGUCCAGUUGGGAGUCAGCCAUUACCUCAAGCAGUGGAAGGACACAGGAAGUCUCCUGGGGGACUUUUCAUGCUGGAGCAGAUGUCUCCAGCUGUCUGGGCCAAAUAUUCUCAUCUCGUGUAGAGAGAGGAUUCUUUUGGGCUGCUUAAAGCCUUUCUUGGAGUUUGCUUUGAUUUUCCCCCUUAUUGGUGAAUGGGGAAAGGAUCACAGAAGAAUGGGCUGUUUCUUCUCUUCUGUAAAAGGCUGCAAUGCGAUUGUGUUUUUCCUUAAGGAAGCAUAGUAGCCUACUGUUAAGUGCAAUCAUUACCUUUUUAAUAAACCACUUCAUAAAACCUUUUAGAACCUGACAGGGAAAAAGGAGCACCUCACAUUCUUCGAAAGGCCAGUACUAGUUUGCAAAACGGCCAUUGCCCCCCUGUACCUGCAAGUCUGCCACAUCUUCCCCUUUCUAUGAUCUGCAGCACUCCUGGAGUGGAAGGAAAGGAGGGACAGGCUGCCGCAUCCCUAACACUGCUGUGUUUGGCAGUGAACUUUAAGGGCACAAAUGGGAGGAGCUGCAGUCUUUGGCAAAGAACAAGGAAGAGCCAGAGUCCCACUCAUGAACAAUUGCAAAA